Durusdinium trenchii is the source of this 862-nucleotide messenger RNA. The record is from the annotation of a GenBank genome assembly. NCBI's taxonomy places the organism in Eukaryota, Dinophyceae, Suessiales, Symbiodiniaceae.
GCGACUUUCGAUCUUGUUUUGUUGCAUAUGUCGCUUCUGUCUACAAGCCCCAUGGCAAAGCAUGGCGAAGCAUCUUCCGGACCAAGUCGCGGACGCAUCAGGAGGGAGGCUUCGCCUUGUGGACACUUUGGACCGGGGUCGUUCUCUGGAGGCCGCGGUAGACUUGCCAGUUGGCCACAGGUGGCGCGACACGCCUGUCUUACCGCAUGGGUCAAACUUGGGCAAGUAUUUGAUCCAAGCUUGCCCAGACUGCGAGGAAGACGAGCACUUCUCCUCAGAUUUUGUGGCCGCGCUGGAUUUUUUGGCCUCAUUGCUGCUUCAAGGUUGUCAAUCUGAUGUCCUCAGUAAAUUGUACUCGUUUACCAAAGAGGCCACAGAAGUCCCGAUGAUCCAGCACUGGCACAAGAGAUGGAGGUCAGACUUGACCGAGCGGAUCACCGUGGCCGAGUUGGAAGAAGCUUGGAUUCAUGUAGUUCCCAACUGGCGACAGCUCAAAGUUUCCUGUCCCGUCGUCCGACGUGCCGCUGUGAAUGGAGUUGACGUGCCUCUUUUGAGCCAUGAUGUUGUUUGUGGAUUGUGGCUUCAAAUGGCAUUGUGCGAGCAUUCGUGUGAUCCGAACUGUUCUCUUGUCCAUGAUGGCGAGGAUCUAUGGUUCAUCACUGUGCGACCGAUUCCUGCAGGAAGUGCCGUGACGACGUCAUAUUUGAACAUGGAGAGUUUGAUGAAGCCAACAAGCCUACGGAGGGAGGAACUUCGGGAAGUUUGGGGCUUUGAUUGUGCUUGCAGCCGAUGCGCAAAGGACCAGAUAUGAGGACGACAUCGAGUUCCUUCCCCAAAAGCACUUGCGGAGAUUGCUUGUCAG